AUGUCGGGCUCCACCCUCAGCCUGAACCAUGACCCGACCCCCUCACGCAGCACGCUGGGACGCCAGGCGAGCUUCCAGGAACGCAGCAGCUCCAGACCAACGGUGACUCCUCGGUCAAACACGUUGCCGUCUGACCCGCAGCGCCGAGCGUUCGCCAUGAGGAAGAUGAGACAGGAAGUCAACGAGAUCCUGAACCAAAACCCUGUGGAGCUACACAAGCUGACUCUGGAGAAAGCUUCAGAUCUGGAGGAUUUCGGCUUCAGUGUGUCUGACGGUAUGUUGGAUCGCGGCGUCUACGUUAACAACAUCCGAGCGGGAGGACCGGCGGAGCGAGGCGGCCUCAGAGCCUACGACCGAAUACUGCAGAUAAACCACGUCCGGACGAGGGACUUCGACUGCUGCCUCGUCGUUCCUCUCAUCGCCGAGUCAUCGAACCACCUGGAGCUCGUCAUCAGCCGAAACCCCGCCUCCUCCAACCCCGCCGGCCUGCUGGCCAAUCACACGGACGACAGCGGCCACUCCCCUCAGACAAUCGGUAGCGAGCUGGGACCGUCGGAGCUUCCCAUUGGCCAGGGGGAGGACGGCGGGCCAAUCAAGUGGAACCAACCGGGCGACGGGCUGGGGGCGGGGCUUGUGAAUAAAUCCUUAUAG
Scomber japonicus (chub mackerel) is the source of this 651-nucleotide messenger RNA. RefSeq names its product glutamate receptor interacting protein 1 (gene grip1). The transcript has 4 exons. The coding region runs from base 1 to 651 and encodes 216 amino acids. Lineage: Eukaryota; Metazoa; Chordata; Actinopteri; Scombriformes; Scombridae. Gene Ontology annotation, molecular function: nuclear glucocorticoid receptor binding. Gene Ontology annotation, biological process: neurotransmitter receptor transport, endosome to postsynaptic membrane. The record is from RefSeq and is a predicted model, not a curated record.